AAAAUUAAUAUUUAGAUUUUCGUUAUCAUCGUACAAGAUCCCGAAAGCACUGUCACUGACACAACACACCAAGUUUCUUACCAGUUUCCAGAGAAUCAACGAACACACAACUUGUUUCUUAAAAUAUGAGCAAAAUAAAAUCAUAUCAAAUCAGCUCUUGAUAUUUCGUUAUCUUAUCUAUCCAUAUAUAAAUUAAAAAUAUAAAUUUAAAAUAUUAUAUAUUCUUCAUAUAUUCAUAUUCAAGUCUUUUCGAUUUAUUAAUUGUCCCUUUCUUCAUCAUCUGUACGUUUGUCUCUGUUUUCUUUAGGUUUCUCAGUUACUUCACUGCGCAUAGCAUCAAUGGAGGAAGAGUUUCAUGUUUUAGCAGUAGAUGACAAUCUCAUUGACCGUAAACUCGUGGAGAGAAUUCUCAAGAUCUCUUCCUGCAAAGUGACAACAGCAGAAAAUGGGCUUAGAGCAUUGGAGUACUUAGGCUUGGGAAAUUCACAACAGACUGAGUCAUUAACUACCAACAGUGUUAUGAAGGUGAAUCUUAUCAUCACUGAUUACUGUAUGCCAGGGAUGACAGGUUUUGAGCUUCUCAAGAUAGUAAAGCAGGAAUCUUCGAAUUUUAAGGAAGUACCUGUCGUUAUAUUGUCAUCAGAGAACAUUCCUACUCGCAUCAACAAAUGUUUAGCCAGCGGGGCUCAGAUGUUUAUGCAGAAGCCACUGAAACUAUCGGAUGUAGAGAAACUCAAGGGUCAUGUCCUAAACUGCAGGAGCUGAAGAUCUGCUUAAUCUCAAAAGCUCAUAGAAUUCUUGUCGACUUCUUUUUAAUAUAUGAGAAAUUUUUUAAAAUUGUGUUUCUAAAGAAUGACAAAGACCGUCUUGGUUAUCUGAAAACACUUCCUGUUUUUUUAACGUACU
Messenger RNA from Raphanus sativus (radish), 906 nucleotides. Its product is annotated as two-component response regulator ARR17. NCBI's taxonomy places the organism in Eukaryota, Viridiplantae, Streptophyta, Magnoliopsida, Brassicales, Brassicaceae. The transcript is spliced from 5 exons. The record is from RefSeq and is a predicted model, not a curated record. The coding region runs from base 340 to 765 and encodes 141 amino acids. Gene Ontology annotation, biological process: phosphorelay signal transduction system; cytokinin-activated signaling pathway.